This is a messenger RNA of Trifolium pratense (red clover), 2860 nucleotides long. RefSeq names its product pentatricopeptide repeat-containing protein At1g71490. The coding region runs from base 153 to 2360 and encodes 735 amino acids. NCBI's taxonomy places the organism in Eukaryota, Viridiplantae, Streptophyta, Magnoliopsida, Fabales, Fabaceae. The record is from RefSeq and is a predicted model, not a curated record. The transcript is spliced from 4 exons. Gene Ontology annotation, molecular function: protein binding; RNA binding. Gene Ontology annotation, biological process: RNA modification.
AAGAUUAUUUUCCAAGAAAAGAUUAAUCAAAUUUCUAAAGUACUUAAACUCGAGAGCGAUAAGCAACACCGUCGCCGCACCAAUCUGAACACCGCCGCACCGCCACUACCACCGCCGGUACUCCACCAAAAUGGCCUGCCGGUACUUCAGAGAUGCGUACUUAUUUUGUACCUAAAAACCAAUUAUCUUCUCAGCUUCAGAAGUGUAUUCCAAAUUCAUUGAAACAAAAACAAAAACCCACAAAACCCUUUCACAAACCACUCAUUUCUUCUGAUUCAUCACCAUCUUCUUCCAUGGUUGGUGUUCUCAUUGCAUCCCUCAAAGAUUUUGUGACUCACAACCAUUUAUCAAAUGCAUUCAAAACCUUCAUUCACAUUCAACACCAUGCUUCAAAUUCAACUUCAAUUGGUUCUUUUGAUCUUAUUUUUCAACCCAUUAGAGAUCUUUUAUCAGCUUGCACAAAUCUUAAGUCUUUGAAACAAGGUAAACAACUUCAUUCUCAAAUUAUCUCACUGGGUAUUGAUAAAAAUUCAAUCUUGAUUUCCAAGCUUGUUAAUUUUUAUGGAAGUGUUAGUUUAUUAGGUGAUGCUCAAAUUGUUACUGAGAGUUCAAAUAGUUUGGAUCCUUUGCAUUGGAAUAUGGUUAUUUCUUUGUAUGUUAGAAAUUGUUUGUUUGAUGAGGCCAUUUCGGUUUAUAGGAAAAUGUUGAUUAAGGGUGUUAAACCCGAUGAUUAUACUUAUCCGUCUGUGAUUAAGGCUUGUGGAGAGUUAUUAGAUUAUGAUACUGGUGUGGAGGUUCAUAAGUGUAUUCAAGAUGGUUCCAUUAAGUGGAGUUUGUUUAUGCAUAAUGCGUUGAUCUUUAUGUAUGGUAGGUUUGGGAAGUUAGAGGUUGCUCGCCAUUUGUUUGAUAAUAUGCCGGUUAGAGAUGAUGUUUCUUGGAAUACUAUAAUUAGUUGUUAUGCCAAUAGGGGUUUGUGGGACGAAGCACUUUGGUUAUUUGGACGGAUGCAAAAGGAGGGUAUUGAAAUGAAUGUUAUUAUAUGGAACACCAUUGCUGGAGUGUGCUUGCAUAAGGAGGAUUUCAAGGGGGCUCUUGAGCUUCUUUCUCAAAUGAGAGCGUCGAUUCAUUUGGACUCUGUUGCAAUGGUUGUUGGAUUAAAUGCAUGUUCACACAUCAGAGCUGUUAAAUUGGGAAAGGAGAUUCAUGGUCAUGCUAUAAGAACUUGUUUUGAUGUGUUUGACAACGUAAAAAAUGCAUUAAUUACAAUGUAUUCCAGGUGUGGAGACCUAUAUCAUGCGUAUAUGUUGUUUCGAAAAAUGGAUGAGAAAGGUUUGAUCACAUGGAAUUCUAUGCUUUCUGGAUUUGCUCAUAUGGAUCGAGCCGAGGAAGUCUCCUUCCUUUUUAGAGAAAUGCUAUAUGAGGGUGUUGAGCCUAAUUUUGUGACCAUUGCAAGUGUCCUUCCCCUUUGCGCUCGAAAAGCAAAUCUACAACAUGGUAAAGAGUUUCAUUGCUACAUGGUGAAGCGUGAAGAAAAGUUUAGUGGCCAUUUAUUAUUGUGGAACUCACUGGUGGAGAUGUAUUCAAGAUCUGGCAAAGUUUUAGAAGCCAGGAAAGUCUUUGAUUCGUUAAGUAGGAGAGAUAAAGUCACGUAUACAUCCAUGAUUAUGGGAUAUGGUAGGAGGGGGGAUGGAGAAAAGGCUCUAAAACUAUUUGAAGAGAUGUGCAGGUUCAAUAUUAUACCGGAUCAUAUGGCAAUGGUUGCAGUUCUAAUAGCUUGUAGUCAGUCCGGCCUUGUAGCGGAAGGGCAAUUCCUAUUUAGAAAGAUGAUAGAAGUCUUUAGAAUAAAUCCCAGGAUUGAGCACUAUUCUUGCAUGGUUGAUCUCUUUGGAAGGGCUGGUCUUCUUGACAAAGCUAAGGAGAUUAUUACAGGGAUGUCAUGCAAGCCGACUUCAACAAUGUGGGCAACUCUAAUAGGAGCUUGUCGAAUCCAUGGAAAUACAGUGAUGGGGGAAUGGGCUGCAGGGAAAUUGCUGGAAAUGAAGCCUGCUCAUUCAGGUUAUUAUGUGUUGAUUGCAAAUAUGUAUGCAGCUGCUGGUUGUUGGAGCAAACUAGCAGAAGUGAGGACUUGUAUGAGGGAUUUGAGUGUGAGAAAGGAUCCUGGUUAUGCUUGGGUUGAUGUUGGCAGGGAGUCUUCUCUCUUUUUAGUUGGGGACACUUCCAACCAUCGUUCGAGUGAGAUUUACCACUUGAUGGAUGGGUUGAAUGAACUCAUGAAAGAUGCUGGGUAUGUACCUAGCGAAGGGCUUUUGUCAUCCGAGGAAGAUUUUGAGGAGAUGAAUGUUGUAGGGAACGUAAGCUGAAUACAAGUUAAACAUAUUUUUAGAUUGCUUUUCUUGUAUAUAAAACAUGAUGCGGAUUUUUAAUACAAGUUACAAUCCCACAUGCACGACCUACUAAGCACAAAUUACUUGAUCAGUUGUCAGGUCAAGUAGCACAAUUGAAAAGUACAUAGGUCAUGGACAAUUUGGUGUGCAAGUUGAGCAACCCGAGGUUAAGUUUCCUUCACAUGAAAAGUUCCAUGGCAUUUGUCCUCAACAUUGGAAAUAAGAAGGUUGUUAAUGGUACAAGAAAUGGAUUUCAUGGCUUAGAGGAUGAGGAUCAAAGAUUACAUUGGAGAGAAGAACGUUGUUAACGGUUCUUCUGUUCUUCAUGGAGAUCUUUGCUGAAUCUGUUUCUCCAUUUUUAUUGACUUUGAGUUCAAAUAAUUCUGAACCAUCAUUUACUAUUAGUAUUUUUUUGUAUAGCAGGUGGAUACCAUUUGGUUGGAUAUAGAUAUUCUCAGUUGGGAGCAACUUCUCAA